AUUAUAGAUAGGAUCCUAUCUUUAAUCGUGGUUAUUUCCAAUUCAAAUUAAUUCGUAAUUGUUUAAAAGUUGCUUUUAUUUUUUGUUAUUAUUACAAAGUAAAAUCACAAUGAAUAACCAAACAAAUUCAUCUAAUUCGAAGUUUCAAAUGCCUCAAGCUCCUCAACCUCAGCAUGUUCAAUCCGAGUCUUUACUUUUCAAUGACAUUUCGGAAGAAAUCAAUGCAGAUAUGCGCAAUAAAUUGCAUGACUUCUUGCAAGUACUACCAUACCGUACAUUUAAAAUGGAAUUGGCUAAUUUUUUUAAACAUAUUGAUCGCUUGAAAAAAGAAGCAGAACGAAAUGGCACAAAUAUUUCAAGGCUUACAAAUUGUUCCCAAAUGGUUCCAAGUAAUUCAAGACCAUGCACAAGUUUCAGGGCACCAUCCACUAUGUCAUUAAUAAGUUGUAACCGUAACAAUACAAUUAGACAACCUGAAAGUAAUUUUCAAUCUAUUCCUUUAAAUUCAUUUAAGCCAUCUGUACACAUUGAACUUGAAUCUAAUGAAGUAGUUCUGCCUCGUUCUAACCAAUCAAACCAUGUUUCUCAAAGUUCAUCUAAUAUGGAUACCACAAUUAUUAAAGUUAGCCAUAGAAAAAAUAAUAUAGCUAAAACUAAGGGUAAUCAUAAACAUUUGAACCCACCUGAAACUGUUUUUAAAAAUACAUUUGAUCCAAAUGAUGCAUAUUCAAAUAUAAAACUUGUGGUUGAGAAUAAAUCAGCUUUUGCUUCACAUCAAAAUAAAAACAUUAAUAAUGGCUGUUAUUCCAUAGAUUCUUCUCUACUUGAAACUGUUGGAUUAUCUAAUAAAAAUAAGACAACCAAGAGUGAUGCUAAUGGAAAUAAUGGUAAACGCCUUGAAAAAUACCUAUCAAAGUGGUCUGUGAAUAUGAAAAUAAUCAAAUCCAAAAAAUCUUGUGUAUUAUUAACUGGCACUUUAUUGAAAGCAGAUCAAUCUACUGUAGAAGAAGAACAUCACAAUGCUGAUCUUAUAAUAUGUCGAAAAGAAAAAGAUUUAUUAAAAACAAACAAUGGUUUAUAUCGUUUACUAGGUAAAAUCAUUGGAGGAUCACCAGAUGAAUUAUACCAAGAAUCUUUAUCCAAAAAUGGUUUCCCAGUGAAAUGGAAAAUUUUGGUAGAAAAAUAUUCUUGUUUUAAUGAUAGCAACAAAAAAUCUCUUUUAAAUUUUUCAUUGGAUUCUCCUAUUUCAGCAACUACAUCAAUGAAACCAAUAAAAAAGCCUGUAAAUCUUGAUAUGAGUAUUACUAGAACAGGUAAAAUCUAUAAUCUCAGUAUAAUACCUCUGAAAAAAAGAAAAAAGUUUGAUGAUGAAAUUUCUGAUGGAAGUAAAAUUAACUAUGCUACAUUUAACAGAAAAUUACCAUUGAUUGCAUCAACACCAAAAAUACCAAAUAUAUAAACUGUUUUGUAUAAAACUCCUACCCAAAUUUUAAAGAAUUAGUGAUAUCAUGGUAUUAAAAAAAGAAAAAACCAUAGUUUUAUA
This is a messenger RNA of Sipha flava (yellow sugarcane aphid), 1543 nucleotides long. RefSeq lists its product as uncharacterized. NCBI's taxonomy places the organism in Eukaryota, Metazoa, Arthropoda, Insecta, Hemiptera, Aphididae. The record is from RefSeq and is a predicted model, not a curated record. The coding region runs from base 110 to 1459 and encodes 449 amino acids. The transcript is spliced from 2 exons.